Messenger RNA from Toxorhynchites rutilus septentrionalis, 6565 nucleotides. It is a transcript of the gene slx1, whose product is annotated as structure-specific endonuclease subunit SLX1 homolog. The record is from RefSeq and is a predicted model, not a curated record. The transcript has 4 exons. Gene Ontology annotation, biological process: double-strand break repair via homologous recombination. Gene Ontology annotation, molecular function: 5'-flap endonuclease activity; crossover junction DNA endonuclease activity. The coding region runs from base 97 to 1095 and encodes 332 amino acids. NCBI's taxonomy places the organism in Eukaryota, Metazoa, Arthropoda, Insecta, Diptera, Culicidae. Gene Ontology annotation, cellular component: Slx1-Slx4 complex.
UUUUGCUCGGAGCUUUUCUUUUUUACCUUGCGAACAUUUGAAUUUUUCAUUUUAACUGCAUGUUGUUGCUCGUUGUAAACAUUAAAUUAUUUAUUAAUGGAAACAGUAGAAAUUGAGGAUUUCUUCGGCGUUUAUUUGUUAGUUAGUAAAAGUCAAAACCCGAAGUUCGCUGAUCGAACAUAUAUCGGUUAUACGGUAGACCCUAACCGUCGUAUCAAACAACACAAUAGUGGCCAGGAUGGAGGUGGAGCAAAGCGGACAUCAAAUCGAGGGCCAUGGAUUAUGGUAAUGAUAAUACAUGGAUUUCCAAACAACAUUAGCGCUCUCAGGUUUGAAUGGGCCUGGCAGCAACCGAAGGUGUCAAGACGCCUGAAGCAGAUUCCAGAGCUACAGAAAAAGCAACGUAAGGAAAGUAGUCUUGAUUAUAACUUUCGUAUUCUAACCGAGAUGUUGCGAAUUGGUCCAUGGAAUCGUCUACCGCUCACUGUUCGCUGGUUGGUGGAUGAAUAUCACCGCGAGUUUGUGGUCGGGAAAGCACCCCCGAUGCAUAUGCCAAUUUGCUUUGGGCGUGUGAAAAAGGUACCAAAAAAGAAAACAACUUGUAAAAGCAAACAGAAAAUUAAAACUUCCCAAACAAAUUCUAUAAAUGGGAAAACGAAGGAAAAUAUCGAUUACGAUUGUGACCUAGACGAGUAUGAUCUAUUAGUUGAGGGGACAGACGCUGGUAGAGAAGGUGUAGCGCUUAUUUCACGCCAGGAUGAAAGCGAUGACAAGUUGCUGGAAGACAACGAUGAAUCAUUGACUGAUUGUGUGAUAUGCAGUAAGACGAUUUGUGUCGAUAACAAUGCAAAGUCGUUACAUCUACGGUGUUUGCAACCGCGCUGUAAAUUGAUCUGUCACAUUGAAUGCUUGUCAGAGCGGUGUCUAGAACCGGGGCAAUACGUUCCCAUUGAAGGGGACUGUCCCAUUUGCGACUGUCAUUUCUUGUGGGGUAAUUUAAUCCGAAAGGCCAAUGGUUGCAGUGAUUUGAUAGAGGAUUUGAAUAAUACGAAUGCUUUUGUCGUGGAGUAUUUAUCAGAAAGCGAUGGAGAAUAGUAUUUCAGGAUCAACAAACAGCGGAGGCUCAAUUUGAUUAAACUAUUUGUAUUUUGUGGAAUGGAAUAUAUAUAUAUGUAUAUACUUCUUAAAGUCAAACUUGCAUCGCUGAUUGCCAAACAUGACUGCUAUUUUUUAUCAACUCUGGGGAAAGUGCAAAAGAGGAAAAAAUCAGUCCAAUCUCUAUUUUCGGCAUAUAAUGAUAAUGCACAACGAUAUGCACUCCAAUCUAACAAUGCAUGAAACAUUCUAAUGACAGGUGGGCUAUAAUUUCUGCUGCAACGGUGCGAGAUGUGUGGUGGAAAUGGAGAUUCACGAUACGAAUGUUUGAAUAGAAAGGAAAAAAAUGCCUAUUAAUCCACUGACAAGAAACUGUUUCUCACGAAUCGAUACUGAGAUAUUUUGUUUAAUUUUUUAAUUAAUUGAGAUGUCUUUUUCGUCUUUUCGAUAAAUAUCUGUCUUUGAGAGAACUUUCAAAACAAAGAAGUCAAAGAGAAUGCUAAGGUUCCCAAAUAGGUUGACCAAACAUGCAGUUUUGAACGAAACCGUACAGUUUUUUCAACCAUUUUCAAUUUGUAGUGUUGUACUGUGUGAUUUAUUUUAGAACCUAUUGUUUAGAGGUGAAUGAACUGCAAAUUUUAAAACCUCUUAAAAACAAAAUACGAAACGAACGAAAACCGAUGCCUCAAACUAACUCAAACUUUUUAUCAGAAACCAAUUAGUGAUCUUUCAAACAUUUAUAGGCCUUGUUGAAAGAUGUGAUUUUGUUGAUAAAUCACUAUGAAAGAGAAGUAUUGUUGACUAGUUAUUUGCAAAGUGUUCUUAAAAUUCUAGAUGUAUCCAGUGAUCUGUAGGAGGCUAAAUAUCUUGAAACUUUGGAAGAGUUUUACGAUGCUUGUUGGUGUACAUUGAAUAAUGGAAAUCUAGUCUAGAACAAGCACACCAGUAUAAAUGGAAUAUACUAAAGUCCACAUCUAAGAAUGUUUGAUUGUUUGAUUUCAUAAAUCCCUUGCGAACCGUUAUUGUACCGAAAAAGGAAUACCAAUGAAAAAAAUAGCUACAGCGGAUGAAAAAGAUGAACUUAAAUCGGAAUGCAACUCGCAGAAGACAUAUAGGGAGCAAACAUUUGCCAAACGUAGCAAAAUUCAGACAAAGAAUAGAAGUCACUAACGUGCUGGAAUCAAUUUUCUGUGAAAAAUUCUUCAAGAAUUGCUGGUUCGGUAAGCAAUUUGUCAAUGUGACAUGAAAUCAUUUCUUUUUCACUCUCUGGAAUAUGAAUGGCGUGAUUUACCAGAAAGAAAGUCUCCAAAAGCGUGUGUUACUCAUCCGGAAGAACACAGGCUUGUUUUGGCAUCAUGCCACUACGAACGUUCGACCUGGUGGUACCGCUCGGAUAGUAUCGGCAAGGAAGCUGAUGAGCACGAGCAGUUCAAAAAAGGACUAGAUAAAUGCGAGCAGAAACAUCGAUGAAUUUGUAAGAAUCUUAGUACCUAAUAAGAGACAUAAAGAAGCAGGUACGAUCAUUGGCAUAAUAUCCUAUUCCAGUACACGAGUUACAUUGAAAUGUGACUUUUUCUCGGUAUGAUCUGUGAUGUCAGAUGUGGAGACAUGUUUUUAUUUUGAGAAAAACAUUUUAUUGUAUAGCUAUAAACUUCGAAAUAUCUACGAACAUUGUUUUAUCGAAAAUUUCUUAGAUAUUAGUAAUGAAUUAUUCUUUUUUUGUUCAAUAUGGAUAAGAAGACAUUUUUCGUGUCGUGUUAAUAUAUUUGAAACAACCCCUGGAAUUCCUGGUUAUGAAGUUUUUCUCAUCCCAUUUAUUUAUUUAUUAGGCUCAUUAGCAUUUUAGCUGUAACAAAGCCGGGUUUUAAUCGUGUACAUGUACAUAUGUUUAAUGUUUCUAUAAAUUGUAAAUUACACAGCAGCCAUUUAGGCGUUCCAUUACAUUAUGGAAAAUUACACAGUUUUUUAGGUGUAAGGGUAUUCUUUCUGCUCCAUUGUUCAGCAGACCGGGCAGCGGAGACAGUUGAUAUUCUUCUUCUUCUUUUUGGCUUUAAGAGGGUUUCAACUUUUCAGUUCAUUCGCCUCUAGGCACAGUUGAUAUUGAUCAUCGUUGGGUUGUUAACCCUCCUGUACUCGAGUGCAAAAUCAUAACACGUAUACUCGCGCACGGUGUCACAGACCGAAAAUUGAAUUUCUCUGUAAUGUUGUCAUUGUGUAUAUUUUAGGUUUAUUGGCAUUUAUUUGAAGAAAAGGGCAUGAUUGAAUGAAAAAAAUCCGAAAAAUAUGUUUUCUUCGACUUUAUUAUGUUUUAAUAGCCAUCUAAUUCAGCCUCCUCAAAAUAGAGUAAUUUUUGAUACUCCAACACAAAUAACGAAUUUCGAAUUUUUCAGUGUUAUUAUUUAAAAAAAAAGUAACUGAAUAUAAUUCAUGGAAGUAUAAAGAGCUAUAAAAUAACAUAAAAACGUAUCAAUCGAUUAUGGUUUCAUUGGAGUAAGAAUCAGAACAUAGCAUAAAUGCAUGCUCGAAACAAACAUAUUUUCUACAUUCAAUGCAGUUGUUGCGUGUUUUUUGGAUCUUUUAUUGAAGAGAAGAAUGUAUAACGACCUUCUAGAUAAUUACCAUACGAUAAAGGUUCUGGAAUAUAAAGUUUGCAUAUUUCUAAUAUUCUUUGUCUCUGUUUUCUUGGUAAACUAACAAUGAAUGCCUUUUUUAGAUGGGGCAUAAAAAGAUGAUAUAAAAGGAUUUUUAGUAACUUCCUUUUCUUUUUCUUGUUUUUAUGUCGAUAUUAUCCAUUAUAAAAAAAUAUCCCCGAAACUGUAACUGUUAAAAAUUACCAUAAGCUACCGAGUAGUUUAUAGUUUACUGUUUACAAUUCUUCCACAAGUGAAAUUCAUUCACAAGUGUGUAUAUGUAUGAACAUUAUAUUUAGCAAAUAACUAUACGAAAGUCAAACAUUUAUAUUUUGCUUUUGAACGUAUGAAUCUAACGAUGAAUAUAUCGACGAAUAGUUAGUAUAUGGAUCCGUUCAAUUCAGUUACAAAAGGGACUGAAAUCAAAUAAGAAUAGUCCUAUAAUGAUAUUAUCCAUUAUAUUCAAUAAAUAUUCCACGUCAUUAACAUUAAUUCAUACAUUUCAUUCAACAAUAUUCUAGAAUAUGAAAAAAGGCACUUGUCCAAAAAAGUUACUCCUAUACUCGCGUCGGUGUGUCAGACCGAAAGUGUUAAAAAAGUGGCACACAUUCCCUUUGUACCAACACGUGCGAUACGCUAAAUGAUGAUGAACGACGAAUAACGAAGCCAGAGAGAAUCGCAAAGUCGUUGUGUUGAUAUUUUCUGAGAAAUGAACGAAUUAUUGAUUUCUCGGUCUGACAGACCAGUGCGCGAGUAUAGGAGUGUUAAUAGAACAGCAGCCCGAUAUUUCUUGCAGAGCAGAGCAGUUGUAUGGAUGAAUCGAUCUUUGUUCCACCGUGGAUCGAUUUCCAUCGCUGAUGAUGGUUGCGUAGACGUAGUUAUUCUAUAACAACACAAAGAUGGUCAAUUGAGGGCCCUGAGUUUGAACUCACGAUCGAUCGCUCAGUAGGAAAACGCACUGGUUAUGAUGUUCAAUGUUUACAUUUGGUUGUGGUUUGCCCAUUUGAAAAUCUGUAAAAAAUAUUAAUUACUUAAUUAAAUUUCAUUUUAUAAAUAUUUAACUAACCUUACGUUUUCACGCUGUGCAAUUGCAUAUCAUAGGGCGCUUUGGAACGCGCAGCAGUGUAGUGAAAUAGCACUAUUCAUGACCGACCGAAGCAUGAAGAUGAAACUUAGUUUGUAGACAACUUUUACAUGAUCUAGCAAUAUUUUAUUCAAUUUGAAGAUGAAUUGACAACAAUAACUUAUGCCAAAGUCUUGUUAUAUGAGUUUCGCAAAAAGCUGCAGUACAAACCAUCCGCACUAUAAAUUAAUAAAAAGUAUAGUAUAAAUAUUAUAUUGAUAUGGUUAUAAUUUGAUUAUUUUUCUACAUAUCCUAUAGUUACACUUAGAUGCCUAUUCUAUCGAAUUCCUUUUAAAAACCCUAUUCAAUUUGAACAAGGAAAGUGUCACCAAUAUCUGGGUGACGGGGCGACGAAAGUGUUGAUGGGUUAAUAUCCAUUGUUCAGUUCCUGGAGAGAAACGAAAACUGCACCACAACUCUCACCUCUUUGUGAUUCUGCCUUAUCUAACUAGCUGAGGCCUAGUAAUGAGGAGCAGGCAGUUAUUUUUCAAAAGGGAAGCACUCAACAACAGUCUAAUCUAGAGAUGAAACGGCCGGAUACCGGACAACAGAAAGAAAAAAAACAUUAAUUUCUCAUUGAUAGUAGAUGAAUCACAACAAUCUAUAGCUUCAGAGAACAUUUUUUCGCUGUGAACACUACUGCAAGGAGCUGAAAGGUAAGCAAAACUUGCCAGUUGAGGAUACUGCUGUUUAAUGACCAUCAAAUACAAGGAUCGUGAUUGCGAUUGAUUCGAAAUAUUUUGGAUACGCCGAAACAUGUAAUGCUUGUUAUUUCUUUCUUGAUUUGUAGUGAAGUAAGUGUAACCUCUCUUAGAUUAGCAAUCCCUGAAGUUCUUAGUUUUUUAACCUUUAAUUCAAAUUUCAAAUAAUUGGUUGAUGUUCUUUGCAUAUUUAACUUCAAAGCCCUUACUCUUAUUCGUCCAUUAUUAAAAUUAUUUCAAUAUAUCCACAAAAAUCUCAUCAUUGUAGUGGAAAAUCCCUAUUAGAAAAAAUCCAUUCAAGACCCUUUGAAAAAAAAAAACCACCAUUCUCUAUUAGGCAGGAAGUACACUAGAAAAACUUGAAGAAAUAAAAAAAAAAUCUGAUUGAAAAUUUUCUCUGGGAUGUGUACUGUAGUUUUUGUCCCAGAUUUGCCCGAUGCUCCAUUCCGAAGUUACAAGCCAAUAAGUGGACCUGAGUAUUUACUUAAGGGGGUAUUCCAGUAUAGAGAAACGAAUUUCUGACGUUUUUUCGAGUUCCGUAAAAAUAAAACAAAGAAUAUUUCUACUAUCCAUUAUAUCAUCAUUUGUUUAUCUAUCUUUUAACAAUAAAACAAAAAUUGAACGGAGAAAAAAUAUUCACAACUAGAAUAAUUAAGAGCUGAUGAAGUGAGAAGAUUUAAAAAAGUUUUACCAUGGCGUACACGAUUCCAGCCCUUCUGGUUGUCUGAAACAAAAAAAUCGAACAGAUGCUGAAUCAGUAAACAUGCCGCUAUCGCAUGAACCUCGGACAAGUUAAAAACAUCUUUUUUUGGUAAAAUGGCGGCCGUUUGAAAAACAAAAUGCGGUUUAAAAAUAGUAAAAUUUUAAAAAAUAUUAUUUUAGAGGUUCACGAUAGAGAGAUGCCUGUAGAUUGUAUCCAUAUAAAUUCGACAUGAAUCGAAUCAGUAAAACUUGAAAUAUUGUGUACGCCAGUUUGAAAAAAUAGUUUCCAGAAGAACGCCCUUGAAGUUCAUUGU